This is a messenger RNA of Suricata suricatta (meerkat), 3222 nucleotides long. It is a transcript of the gene GIPR, whose product is annotated as gastric inhibitory polypeptide receptor. The record is from RefSeq and is a predicted model, not a curated record. Gene Ontology annotation, molecular function: peptide hormone binding; gastric inhibitory peptide receptor activity; G protein-coupled peptide receptor activity. NCBI's taxonomy places the organism in Eukaryota, Metazoa, Chordata, Mammalia, Carnivora, Herpestidae. Gene Ontology annotation, biological process: adenylate cyclase-modulating G protein-coupled receptor signaling pathway; cell surface receptor signaling pathway. Gene Ontology annotation, cellular component: plasma membrane. The transcript has 13 exons. The coding region runs from base 152 to 1624 and encodes 490 amino acids.
UCCUCCAGAGCCCUGGAGAGCCCGUGGAGGCAGCAGCAGAAGCAGCCGCGCCCCAGAGUGAGUGGCCAAGAGCAGAACUGGGGACAGGCCGGACUGCCCCGACGUGACCAGACCCUUGGUUCCCCCCACCCCGUACCUCACCGCCCUCACAAUGCUGCUAUUGCUACUCUGGUCGUGGGGGUCGCUGCUCCGGAGGGCGGAGACAGUCUCUGUGGGGCAGACGGCGGGGGAGCUGUACCAGCGCUGGGAACGGUACCGUAGAGAGUGCCAGGAGACCCUGGAGGCCGUGGACCCCCCAGCAGGUCUCGCCUGUAACGGGUCCUUCGAUAUGUACGUCUGCUGGGACUACGCUGCACCCAACGCCACCGCCCGUGCGUCCUGCCCCUGGUACCUGCCCUGGCACCGCCACGUGGCUGCAGGCUUUGUCCGCCGCCAUUGUGGCAGUGAUGGCCAAUGGGGACCUUGGAGGGACCAUUCUCAGUGUGAGAACCCAGAGAAGAACGGAGCCUUUCAGGAUCAACGGCUGAUUUUGGAGCGGCUGCAGGUCAUGUACACCGUGGGCUACUCCGUGUCCCUGGCCGCACUGCUGUUAGCCCUGCUCAUCUUGGGUUUCUUCAGGCGGCUGCGCUGCACUCGAAACUACAUCCACAUUAACCUGUUCGCGUCUUUCAUGCUGCGGGCGGCGGCCAUCCUCACCCGAGACCGUUUGCUACCUCCAGCUGGCCCCUACCCUGGGGACGAAGCCCCUGUCCUGUGGAAACCUACCCUAGCUGCCUGCCGCACGGCCCAGAUCGUGACCCAGUACUGCGUGGGCGCCAACUACACGUGGCUGCUGGGGGAGGGUGUCUACCUACACAGUCUCCUGGUGCUUGUGGGAGGUUCUGAGGGGGGCCACUUCCGCUGCUACCUGCUCCUCGGCUGGGGGGCCCCCGCGCUUUUCGUCAUUCCCUGGGUGAUCGUCAGGUACCUGUACGAGAACACGCAGUGCUGGGAACGGAACGAAGUCAAGGCCAUUUGGUGGAUCAUACGCACCCCUAUCCUCAUGACUAUCUUGAUUAAUUUUCUCAUCUUUAUUCGCAUUCUUGGCAUCCUCGUGUCCAAACUGAGGACGCGACAGAUGCGCUGCCCGGACUACCGGCUGAGGCUGGCUCGCUCCACGCUGACGCUGGUGCCCCUGCUGGGAGUCCACGAGGUGGUGUUUGCCCCCGUGACAGAGGAACAGGCCCGGGGCGCCCUGCGCUUCACCAAGCUCGGCUUUGAGAUCUUCCUCAGCUCGUUCCAGGGCCUCCUGGUCAGCGUGCUCUACUGCUUCGUCAACAAGGAGGUAGGGACCUCCCCGGCUCGCCGCUCGCGCCCUCUGGUGGCCGUGCAGGGAACGGCGCGCCCCGGGCCGCCUCUGAGCGCUGUCCUGUUGCAGGUGCAGUCAGAGAUUCGCCGCUGCUGGCAUCGCUGUCGCCUGCGCCACAGCCUCGGUGAGGAGCGGCACCAGCCAGCGGAGCGCGCCUCCAGGACCCAGCGUUCAGGCUCAGCCCCCUGCCCGGUCGCCACUGACCGCACCCGGUCCUUGGGGACCCUUCCAGGGCCUGGGAAUGAGGCCAGCCGGGUCUUGGAAAGUUACUGUUAGGCAGCGGUCCAUUUCAAGUUAGCACGUUUUUAUUGAGCGCCUACUGUGUACCAGGUCCAGUGUGGAGAGCACUGGGGAAAUUGGGGCGGGGAUGGGAGGGGGGAAACGGAAGACAAGGUCCCUGUUAGGGUUCACAACUGAGUGGGGGAAACCCGAAGACAGAACGUCAAGUUAUACAUUCACUGUGGGAUGGCUAGUGAAGAAAAUCUAGAAGGGAGCCUCAGAGGCGACGCUUUAAGCCAUACCUGCAAGAGACAGAGACCACUUUGGGAAGAUUCUACGUCGAAGGAACAGCAUCUGCAAAGGCCUUGAGGCAGGAAAGAACCUGGGGGACAGACAGGUGGCCGGCGUGGCUGGAGUGAGAGGAGUCAGGGCCAACCGAUGGGGAGAGUGAAGUGGGGAGGGGCGCACGAUCUGGGGUUUUCUUCCAGGGGCAUUAGAGUCCUAGCAAGAGUGUCUCAUAGGCUAGUUUUUUUGUUUGUUUGUUUUUUAAUAUUUUGAGAGAGAGAGAGAGAGAGAGAGAGAGAAUCCCAAGCAGGUCCUCGCUAUCAGCGUAGAGUGCCAUGCAAGGGAUCCCACGAACCAGGAUAUUGUGACCUGAGCUGAGAUCGAGUCAGACGCUUAACCGACUCAGCCCCCCAGGCGCCCCUGACGGGCUGCUGUUGGAAGCAGACCUUCCGUUUGCCACGUGAGGGAACCGCGAUUAGGGGCCGGAGUGGCCGCUGCAGAGAGGCCAAAGCGGUCGGGCUCCGAUGCUAGUUUAAAGACAGAACUGAGGACUUGCCAAUGUCGCACGCAGGGAGUGCAGCCAGAAGUCCUUGAAGACUCCUAGGUUUGGGAUGGUGGAGAGGAGAAAGGGGUUCAGGGUGGGGAGAGCCAAGAGUGCCCUUUGGACAUGUUAGGCUGGGAAAAGGGUCUGGGGCUCACAGGAGGGGAGAUAGAAACAGGGGUGGAGCGGGGGGCCAGAAAGGACUUGGCCUGUAGACUAAAGGGGGCCAUUCAGGGCAGGCCUUGGAGCCAAACCCAGGACCAGUGCCGGCUGGGGGCUGCGGCCACACAUCCCCACCCUCCUGGGCGGCCCCUGGGACCUGGGAGAAUUAGGAGGCCACCAACAGUCUCACUGUGUCUGGAUCACUUGUGCACACUGGACUCUCACUCCUAAAUCCGCCCCCACUCAUGUCUGCGCUUAGAUUUAGUAGCUGGGUGUUUUCCUUGGGGUCCGCAGUCCCCUGUACAGAUGGGCCCCGUAGCUGAAUGGAAUCCUUCAAGAAUGUGGUCCCCCUGGGACCCUCUCAUGGGCUUUGGGGGGGUGCUUGGAAGCAGGGACCUUGUAAAUAAAGCAUGACAAACACCUGGGCUGUGCGGAUGGGGAGGGCUGGGAGAAUCUUCCAGGCCAGGCCGGAAAGAGAAAUGAGGCAGGCUGCGUGGCUGGGUGCCCGUGGUGGCCUUGCGGCCUCUGGAGGGGCGCACUGCUCUUCAGCCACGCGCUGCCACCGGCCCCCACGCCUGCAAGGAACCCCUGCUGGGAAUGUUCCCGCCAUCUCCCGAUACUCAGCUCCCUGCAACGCGUACAAUUAAAAUCACGUGUGUGCGCCUAA